AUGCAGAACAAUGCGCCUGCAAAGUCCAACUCUUUGGAAACAUCGGUUGGAUUGUCGAGCAAACGAAGUUCGGCGUGGACGGGCCCCAAUGCUGAGCGAUGCGUGGCACACUCCUCCAGAGUAGAGCACACGACGAUCCCAGGCUCAGGUGUAAACGAAGCCGCGGAACGUGUUGCAGUACGUGCAGUGCAAUACGAUGGCCACCUCAAGGACCUGGAUACCAAGCUUAGAGAAAGCCUCAGCAAUUUCAGGGCGAUAGAAGGGUCUGUAAAGGAUGCACUUGGGGAACUGCAUAAAACGCAACAGAGAGCAGAUAUUGUACUGGAAACUGAUACCCCAAGACUGAAGGAAGAGCUGGAAAAGUCACUCGUUAUGCUUCAGGAUUUGUCCUACAGGCUCCCUCGUAUCCGCUCACGGGUUGCCAACAUCCAGCAGGCCUAUGAUUCUGGCCGGAUGAAGGCUCAGCAGCUUGUUCAUGAUCUUAUGUGGCUAAACACCGAUUUCCAUGAACGGUGGCGAUUGAUCAUAUUCACGUCCUCUGCACCAGUGUCUUGGAGAUGGAAACUGACUAUGCGACUGCUUUUUGGCGUCGCCGUUGUUACGUUCUUGUGGAUUAUCUGGGCUGCUAUCGGUGGAGCAUACCGAGCUCACCGGCAAAGAUUACUAUGGGGCGAAAGGUUGAUGUCAUGA
Pisolithus orientalis is the source of this 690-nucleotide messenger RNA. RefSeq lists its product as uncharacterized. Bases 1 to 690 code for a protein of 229 amino acids. Lineage: Eukaryota; Fungi; Basidiomycota; Agaricomycetes; Boletales; Pisolithaceae. The transcript has 5 exons. The record is from RefSeq and is a predicted model, not a curated record.